This is a messenger RNA of Tigriopus californicus, 3642 nucleotides long. Its product is annotated as glycine receptor subunit alpha-2-like. The record is from RefSeq and is a predicted model, not a curated record. Gene Ontology annotation, biological process: monoatomic ion transmembrane transport; signal transduction; regulation of membrane potential. Lineage: Eukaryota; Metazoa; Arthropoda; Copepoda; Harpacticoida; Harpacticidae. Bases 1025 to 2617 code for a protein of 530 amino acids. The transcript has 14 exons. Gene Ontology annotation, molecular function: neurotransmitter receptor activity; extracellular ligand-gated monoatomic ion channel activity; transmembrane signaling receptor activity. Gene Ontology annotation, cellular component: membrane; synapse; neuron projection.
AUGAAACGGCUCUUUGGCCAUGUCUAUGUAGAGGACGUAACAGAGAAGGCCAUGACAAGGAUGCCGUGGUGCAGAAGCGGAGAGCAAGUCCAGGCCUUACGAGCUUCUUUCCAUGACAGAGCGCCGCUUGCUCGAGGAGCUUGCGAUCCCUGUUUCGAGGCCGAUUACGGCGGUGAAGGAGGCUCUGUGUAUGCACUUUGCAAGCGCAGGGGUCCGCUUUCAUGUGAGUGAGGUUGUUUUUCUCCCCGGUCUCCUUGAGCCUCCAAAGCCGUCUGUGGCAGAGCAAGCCCGAAAAGUCCAAGUUUCGCGGGUGAGAACAAGGCAGACCCUCUCCCGACAAUCAUCUUUCUGGAGUUUCCCAAUGGUCUCACUCCAUCUUUCCCGCAUGAAUUUCCGCAAACUGAUUCCUGCUUGUCAUGGUUCAGUAUGGCUGUUUUCUGCCAACUAAUCCAGCAUAUGCUUGGAGUGAGACUUCCAUCGCCUUCUGAGGCUUAUCCGAGGUGCUUUAAGUUCUCACUUGGAUUUCUGUUCUUCGAACAUUUCGGAAAGUGAUGGUGUCCUCCAAGUUGGGUGGGCUUUUCGCCUUUGUUUUCGAGGCUACUAAAAUGGUCACUGGGAAUGAAACGGGAGGACAAGAAUGCACCCAUAGGAAGUGAUUCAAUUGCCCUGAAGACUGGAAAAAAGCUUGACCGUGGCAACUGGCCCACGAAGAGCGAUCCCAAAUUGAGCAGAACUCUUUCCCAGUUCCUGGACAAAUAGUUCGAGGAUAAUUGCCAGACUUUUCUGUUCCUACCCGUUCCAACUGGCGAGCGAGACUGAGAGCUGUUCCUUACAAUAUUUGUCUAAGGGAUCAGUUAUUCGUGGCAUAAUUUGGCAAAGACAAAAAGAAGAAUUAAUCUCGUCUCGGUUGACUUGGUAACAGUCAAACAAGGCUAAGGGAUGUUAAAGCCCUGAUUGUGGUGGAAUUGUGGUUUUAAGUGUUCAUGUGAGGGAAGAUCCAUCCACGGCUUUGUCUCCUUCAACCAUGCCUGGCUCCGGAUUUUGGCCCAUUUUUUGUUUUAUUCUCUUAAUCAUUAGGUGGGUCUCUCCAUAUGAAACGCUCCCUCAUGAGAUGAUCACUUCAGGUGCAUCUCCAUGUUCGACUGGUAAUUGCAAAUCAUUUGACGAGGGCCAUACAUUAGAUUACAAUGACGAGCUCGAAUCUUCCUACUUCACGCAUUCUUCCACUUCGCCGGGCUUGAGCCUUCUAAUGGAUAACAAUUACUGCAAUCCCAACCGAAGCUACGUUUGGUGCCUACCGAGGGAUUACAAUCAAGAAAAGCAUCCUUUCACAUAUUCUCAUCUAACGAACAAAUCCCUGCCGUGGAGAUAUGACUUUAAGUUCGUUGUGGAAGAAAUCAGCAAUGUGAACGAUAAAGCCCAAACCAUGUCCAUCUCUAUGUAUUUUGGUGUAUCUUGGCUGGAUCCAAGACUUCAAAUCAAUGCGACAGCUAAAGAAUGGACCGAAGUCAAGACCGGACCCAAGAACGAAGUGAAUGUGUCCCCAGAGAGUCUCCGGUACAUCUGGUACCCUGAGCUUGAGAUUUAUGGCUUGGAACGAUUUGGUCGCCAACGGGUUCUCAAGGAAAUGUCGGGGGUCCGAAUACGGAAAAACAAAACCAUUCACUACGAACUGGGAGUUCGUGUGACAGUCAGCUGUCGGAUGAUGUUUGACGAUUACCCAUUAGACGCUCACACUUGUCAAUUUCAAGUUGGAAGCUAUUAUGAUACCAAUAAAAUCGUGACUUGCACUUCGUCAUAUGUCCAUGAUAUCAGCAGGCAACGAUCCCUUCAGCAUUACAUUCAAUUCGAAGACCUUCCUGAAAAGGAUCAGAGCGUUGUACUUCCAUCAGGCACGUAUGCCGCGUGUGGAUUCCAAGUUCAGCUCCAAAGAAAACAAAUGCAGUAUCUGAUCCAAGUGUAUCUCCCGAGUUGCAUGUUUGUCGUGGUCUCGUGGGUCUCGUUUCUCAUUAAGCCCGAGGUGGUUCCUGGGCGCAUGGCUCUCCUGGUCACCUUGUUUCUGGUUCUCAUUAACAUUUUCAACAGCGUCAGAGAGCGAGCUCCAAUCAGCUCAAGGCUCAACGCCGUGGAUCUCUAUUUGGUGGUAUGCAUAUUUUGGGUCUUCGGGGCCCUGAUGGAAUAUGCAGUGAUCUUACUUUUGCUCAAAAAGCGGCGAAGACCCAAGUAUUCCAUCGAUACUGGACUCAAGAACAUGUUUCACAGCAAUAACGGAGAGAUGGCCAAAUGCACUCAGGCUUCCUCGAAUGAAUUGGAACUUCAGUCGCCCAUCAUCCGCAGGCCCAAAAAGUCUUUGCAAGAUGAGGACCUCUGUAACAACACACAACGACCCGCUGAGGAUGCGACAACCACCACGAGAUAUUAUCUGGAACAGACUCAUGAUAUUCAGGUGACGGAUCAUGUCAACCCUCAUAUGCAUGCCGUGUGCGAUAAUAUUGAUGCUUGGUCCAUGUGGCUCUCGCCACCCCUCUUCAUCAUUUUCAAUCUGGCUUACGGAUUUGCUUACCAACAUGUGGACGUGGAUCCUCCAGAGCCUCAUCAGUUCCAAGAGGACACUUGAGCAAGCUUGGACCCUUCCUUCGACCAUCAAUACCAGAAAUGAGGCACAAGUGCACGACGGCAAUGGAUGAACUUGAUCACUUGAUAUACGGAUAGAUAACUUGUAUUCUAAGCCCCCUUUCCCACCCAUUCAUUCCCUAUUGCCUUGAAGUAGCUAGAGAAGCAUAAUUCAUAAUGAUAUUCCCUGUCAGUUCACAAAACCCGUCGUAACCAUGAGAUCAUUCAUCCCCCAAGCACCAUGAUAUCCUCUCAACUCCUUUUCCUAGACGUCAUUCCAUUGGACUGGAACACGAUUUGUAUGGAAUCGUUGUUGGCGUUGGAGAAGCAACGGUAACAGAAUAAUCGUCCAGUGCUUGAAUAUGACGGAAUUAAAAAAACAUGUCUCAAACCUGUAGAAGAAAUCCCAAACUCGAGAUAGAGCGCUUUUACCGUAUGUCAAAAGUGAUAUUUCCAAAGAAACCUUAUGCUAAGAAAUUUGCUCGAGACCAUCAUCUACUCUGUGCUAUUAGACCCACUAUACCUAAAACAAGUCACAUGCGACGUACAAGUUCACGAAAGCGGGUUGACAUAGGAUUGUAUUGUAUUGAUUAAUAAGUUGACUUAUAACCUCCCUAGAGAAAUUAUUACUGGAACUCGUCCGCUCUUAUUGCACAUGACAAAAAAGCCUCUCUGUUCUUAGGAAAUAGUGGAGGAUUUUUGACCCGUUGUCAUGUUUUGGACAUUCACGAUCCAUUUUUUCGCCACCCUUCUUUCCCGUAAAUAGAAACGCAUUGAUUGUUCUGGUCAAUUACUUUUCUUCCCUUCUCUGAAAUAUUUUGAAGAAAAAAAAGAAAACUCACAAGAAACUUGCCUCCUUCCGAAAAACUAUCUCCCUUCAUCACUCAUUUGAGAACACUCUUCAAUGCACAUUACAUUGACAAAGCACAAUAAUUUUGGAUUGUUCAAAGUAUUUAGGCGUUCUAUUAACAUCAAAUGUAUUGAAUUCGAGCGACAUAAAAUUAAAUACAACAUCAAUUACGAUUGUUA